Mangifera indica (mango) is the source of this 2275-nucleotide messenger RNA. RefSeq names its product protein HOTHEAD-like. The transcript has 6 exons. NCBI's taxonomy places the organism in Eukaryota, Viridiplantae, Streptophyta, Magnoliopsida, Sapindales, Anacardiaceae. The record is from RefSeq and is a predicted model, not a curated record. Gene Ontology annotation, molecular function: flavin adenine dinucleotide binding; oxidoreductase activity, acting on CH-OH group of donors. Bases 145 to 1941 code for a protein of 598 amino acids.
CCAUCUCGUUCAUCUUCAUCAUCAUCAUCUCCCUGUUUAAUUAUAUAUAUAUAAGGGUUCUGCGCAUUCCUAAAAACAAGGCCAACCAGAGAGAGCCACAUAGAGUUUGAGUGGUUUCUAGUGGUCUCUGUGUGCUGCUUUUCGAUGGCUUUACUUGUCGCUGAAGCUACUGCACUUUUGAACAAGUUAUUUCUGUGUUUACUUGUUUGCCUCUGCUUGCUCUCUUCCUUUCAAGCUAGUAGCAAGAAUUUCAAUCCAUACAGGUACCCAUUUAUCAAACCAGCAAGCUCAUUCUCCUCCUCCUCCUCCUCGUCGUUCUCAUCGAGAAACGGUGAAAAUGGAUAUGAUUACAUAAUUGUGGGGGGAGGCACAGCGGGAUGCCCAUUAGCUGCCACACUCUCUCAGAAAUUCAGUGUGUUACUGCUGGAAAGAGGUGGUGUGCCUUUCAACAAUGUGAAUGUCUCAUAUUUGAGCAACUUUCACUUGACUUUAGCCGACACUUCACCAACUUCUGCCUCCCAAUAUUUCAGUUCUACCGAUGGUGUCCUCAAUUCAAGGGCUAGAGUGUUGGGUGGUGGCUCCAGCAUCAAUGCUGGCUUCUACACCAGAGCAAAUGCACGGUUUAUUAAGAGAGUGGGAUGGGAUCAUAAGCUAGUGAAUGAGUCAUAUCAAUGGGUGGAGAAACAAAUUGUCCACCGGCCUGAUCUCGCACCAUGGCAGAAAGCACUAAAGGACAGUCUUUUGGAUGCUGGGGUGUCACCUUUUAAUGGAUUCACAUAUGACCAUCUAUAUGGAACCAAGGUUGGUGGCACCAUUUUUGAUAGGUUUGGUCGCCGUCACACUUCAGCAGAGCUACUUGCUUCUGCAGACCCCGAGAAGACUGCUGUCUUCAUCUAUGCCACAGUCCAAAAAAUUAUUUUUGAUACAUCAGGGAAGCAGCCAAGGGCAGUGGGAGUUCUAUUCAAGGAUGAAAAUGGCAACCAACAUGAGGCGUAUGUUUCAGAUAACCCAAAGAGUGAAGUGAUUUUAUCAACUGGAGCACUUGGGACACCUCAAAUGCUGAUGUUAAGUGGUGUUGGACCUAAAGCCGAACUUGAAAAAUUCAGAAUUCCUGUAGUACUUGACAAUGAGUUUGUUGGCACAGCCAUGGCUGAUAAUCCCAUGAAUGCUAUCUUUGUUCCCUCUAAUAUAUCAGUUAACCAGUCACUUAUUCAAACCGUGGGGAUCACCAAGCUUGGUGUGUACAUUGAAUCCAGCAGUGGAUAUAGCCAGUCCAGAGAUAGCAUUCAUUGUCACCAUGGAAUCAUGUCAGCAGAGAUUGGACAGCUUUCUACCAUUCCUCCAAAGCAAAGAACACCCGAAGCCGUUCAAGCCUACAUCAGAAGGAAGAGAGAAUUACCCCAUGAGACAUUCAAGGGAGGCUUUAUUCUAGAAAAAAUUGCAAAGCCCCUGUCAAUAGGCAAGCUUACUUUGGUCAACACAAAUGUUGAUGACAAUCCAUCUGUUAGCUUUAACUACUUCAGCCAUCCACUUGAUCUGAAACGUUGUGUUGCGGGUAUUCGCAUGGCUGCCAAGCUUGUACAAUCACAACAUUUCUUAAACUACACAAAAUGUAAUAAGCAAACUGUUGAGUCGAUACUCAACGCAAGCAUCAAGGCUAAUGUUAAUCUUAUACCUAAACAUACCAAUGACACCAAGUCCCUGGAGCAGUUCUGCAGAGACACUGUGAUCACAAUUUGGCACUACCAUGGGGGGUGCCAUGUGGGCAAGGUUGUCAGCCCUGACCACGCUGUUCUUGGAAUCAACAGGCUUCGUGUAGUCGAUGGUUCUACAUUUAAUGAAUCUCCAGGCACUAAUCCACAAGGCACUGUCCUGAUGAUGGGAAGGUACAUGGGAGUGAAGAUUUUGAGAGAGAGACUAGGAAAAACAGCUGGUGUGUAGUGACCAAGACAAAAGGGAGGAAAAGAAAGCAUCUUAGCCAAUUUCUACAAAUUACAGCCAGAUUGAAAUGAUUUUAAAAAAAAAAAUCAUUGCCACUUCUACAGCUAACUCAAGUAGCUUUGCUAAUCUACUUGUGGAAAAUAGAAUUCAUUUCUUGGUAACAAAGUCUAUGUGCAUUUGACAAGCUUCUUCUCUACUUAUCUGUUUAUCCAUUUUGAACAUAGGACAGAGAUAUCCAGUGAUCUUAGUUAGCUACACUGCAAAAAAAUAUGUUGAAACCUUGCUUCAAGAACACAAUACGUUUUGUCAAUGAAUUCUAGGAUAAAUUUAUGUA